UUGCAUCAAAAAAGAAAAUUUCAAAAUGGGACAAAACCCUUAUCACAAAGAUUACAAUCUAAAAUUGAUUGAUACACUUUAUAAGAAUGUGCCGGCAUUUACGGACGUUUUUGACGAGGAAACUUGGUAUACUUUCGUUGGUUGUUUCGUUGCAGGUACGAUUAUGCUCGCGUUUAUUUUAUCUAAAUUCGUUAAACUGAAACCAGUCGAUUUUUAAUGAUUUGUGGAAAUUAAAACUCAAAUAAAGAUGCUUUUUCUGAAUCUAAAGUGAUUUUUACAGAAAUUAUAAAUAAAACAUUUUGUUGAUUUGAAAGUGCAAGUAGAUAGAAAAGUCUGAUUUGUAAUGGAGCAGAAUGGCGCAAAAAAAAAGAUAAAAAUGUAUGAGUGUGAAUGAAUUUUAAGUAUAUGGAGGGAAAACCUCCCUACAGUGGAUAAUAAAAAAUACUAAUUUAUAUAAAAAAUUAAUUUAAUUGGGCCAGUAAUUAAUAAAUUUAAUUUUAAAGUAAUUGUUUUUCACUGUAGGAAGGUUCCCCCUAAAUAUUUAGACUUUAUAGUAAUCUUGUACUGACUUUUUACUCGAAAUUUCUAAGUAUUCAGAUCUGACUGAAAGUAUAAUCCUUCUAGGAAGCAUUUAACUUUGCAGAAUUUAUCAACUGGUAAAUUUGUUUAAAAGCAUUUCGAGAUUUUGAAAUAUACUUUCCCUUCAACCAAAAAUGUCGAGCAUAUUUAUAGAAUUUUAGAAAGUAGGCAAGUUUGGAUUAAAUAUCUUAAUACAGGGAAUUUUUUUCAAUGAUUUCAAUGUUUUGCUUUAUAUAUAUUACGAAAAAACAUGUACCCUAAGAAUUUAUGUGGAGUUUUGACGGAAAAUGUUAAUAUGUG
Belonocnema kinseyi is the source of this 879-nucleotide messenger RNA. RefSeq lists its product as uncharacterized. The record is from RefSeq and is a predicted model, not a curated record. The transcript has a single exon. The coding region runs from base 26 to 217 and encodes 63 amino acids. Lineage: Eukaryota; Metazoa; Arthropoda; Insecta; Hymenoptera; Cynipidae.